Molecule: messenger RNA, 915 nt
Organism: Diaporthe amygdali
Lineage: Eukaryota; Fungi; Ascomycota; Sordariomycetes; Diaporthales; Diaporthaceae
Product: protein kinase subdomain-containing protein
Exons: 1
Coding region: 1-915 (304 amino acids)
Source: RefSeq, a predicted model, not a curated record
AUGAAUGCGACAGAUGCUGCUAGCAGGGACGGAGAGUCCGCAUGCCUCGAGAGCCCUAGAGCAAAUGACACGCUCUACUGGCAGCUGCUCACUGUUUCUUUGUUGGGGCUCAACACCGCAUCACAACGCAUGACUUCUGUUUUCCGACACCGCCACCAACCACAUGUAGGCCAUGUGUACCCCCUGUCGCGCCGCAUGGUCGUGAAGACCGGGAGCGACGUCCGGCUGACCGAAGCGGCCACCAUGAAAUUUAUCGCUGAGAAAACCAACAUCCCCGUGCCUAGAGUUCUCAGCGCAUUUUUACGAAAUGGAGCCGCUUACAUUGUCAUGGAGAAGAUCGAAGGUCAAGAGUUGGCCAAACUUUGGCACCACAUAUCCGACGAGACCAGGGCAAAUCUGCUAGGCCAACUGAGACAGAUUGUUGACGAACUUCGGGCACUCGAACCUCCAAGCGAGUUUUGUGUUGGCAGUUGCACGGGUGGGUCACUGCAAGACUUCCGACAGAGUCGCGCACCACCGCCGGUCCGAUUUGGGCCUUUCAGAACCAUGCAGGAUUUCCACAGCUGGCUGAGGGACGGCCUCAAGCAAGGCGAAGCUGAGAAUAUGGAGCAAGCGGAAUUGGAUAGCGUGAACGAGAUGAUUGCCAGACAGGACGGACCUUGGCCUCCGCCCGUAUUCACGCAUGGAGACUUGAAUCCUUCGAACAUACUUGUCCGCGACGACAAGAUAGUAGGAAUCAUUGAUUGGGAGAUGUCAGGGUGGUAUCCUCACUACUGGGAAUAUACGUCCCUCAAGAUCGGGAGCCACCUGGUAAACCCUACCUGGGACGAGAACAUUGACAAAUUUCUCAGCCCCUUCCCGGACGACUUGAAAAUGGAGAAAGUACGGUUUCGUUGGUGGGGAAACAUUUGCUGA